AUGUCCAACAUUCUUUUUAACUCAAACAACAGCCACAAUAACAACCAUCACCUCAAUAUACAUGAGGUACGAAAAUAUAAUUCAGAGUUUUUCAACAAUGAUACCAAAGCAGAACAUCAAAUUGAAAUUUACUUGGAUCAGGAAAAGGCCGAAAAAAAGAUCAAAACGAACAAUCAAAAUUUAAAACCAAAACAAAUUCGUUGGGGUCGUCAAGGAAGGAAUUCAGAGAAUUCAAUUGAGGAUCCUAUUUGGGAGGAGAAGAGCUUGUUUCAAUUUAUGAGCAAUUUAUGCUGCACUGUUUUUAAGUUUUGUGAUUGCCAUCACUCGAGAUUCGGAGACAUGUUGUGGUCGUUAUUAAAGAGUAUUUCAUGCUUUCAAUCACCCUCUAAAAACGAAGGGUUCAAAGAGGGAAAAGUUAAUAAUAAUAGCACAUCGACCCAUCGAGUAUUUAAGGAAUAUUUACAUGUUGUGCUUGAAAGGGAGGCUUAUCAACAUACCGUUGAGCAUGAAAAAUCGAAUCAUAAUAAUUUUACUCAUCGUGUACCCUUAAUUGUAGAAGAAUGCUUGAACAUGUUGGAAGAACAUGCUUCGAAAGAGGGAAUUUUCCGAAUACCUGGUCAUAUUCUUGAAAUUGAACAGAUAAUCUCUGCAGCCGAUUCCAAUCAGCAAUUAAACCUUAAACAGUAUUCAGUUCAUACAGUUGCAAGCGUGUUGAAGAGAUACGUUCGAGAUUUACCAGAUGCUUUAAUUCCCUACGAUAUGUACAGAGAGUGGACAGCUCUUGCCACCAUUCCAAAUCCACACGAAGAAAAGGAGACUCUCCUUAAUUUAUUCGCAAGACUGCCAGACCCUAAUAGGACGUUAUUUAUAAGAAUUUUAAGGCUAUUGAGGAAGGUUUCCCAACCUCCUUGUUUAGCAUCAUCACGAAUGAACGAGUCCAAUCUGGCAUUCAUUUGGGGGAUGAAUUUUUUACGACCUUCUGAUUCAGAAAUUCGAACCGACAUUGGAAAAGUGAGUCAUGCAAUAAUUCUAUGCAUUCGAGAAUACGAGGCUUUACAACAACGUUAUGAUAAGAUGAAUACAAAAAACUGA
This is a messenger RNA of Naegleria lovaniensis, 1092 nucleotides long. RefSeq lists its product as uncharacterized. The transcript has a single exon. The coding region runs from base 1 to 1092 and encodes 363 amino acids. Gene Ontology annotation, molecular function: GTPase activator activity. Lineage: Eukaryota; Heterolobosea; Eutetramitea; Acrasida; Naegleriidae. The record is from RefSeq and is a predicted model, not a curated record. Gene Ontology annotation, biological process: activation of GTPase activity; signal transduction.